Molecule: messenger RNA, 641 nt
Organism: Neopsephotus bourkii (Bourke's parrot)
Lineage: Eukaryota; Metazoa; Chordata; Aves; Psittaciformes; Psittacidae
Product: feather beta keratin-like
Exons: 2
Coding region: 45-386 (113 amino acids)
Cellular component (GO): intermediate filament
Molecular function (GO): structural constituent of cytoskeleton
Source: RefSeq, a predicted model, not a curated record
GGAAUAGCUUGCACUCACUGAGCCCUGACAGCAUUUCUGGGUAGAUGGAUUUUUGCUGUCCUUGUCAGGUCCAACUCCAUCCCACAGCCAUGUCCUGCUACGAUCUGUGCCGUCCCUGUGGGCCAACCCCACUGGCCAACAGCUGCAACGAGCCCUGUGUCAGGCAGUGCCAGGACUCCCGUGUGGUGAUCCAGCCCUCUCCUGUGGUGGUGACCCUGCCCGGACCCAUCCUCAGCUCCUUCCCCCAGAACACCGCCGUGGGAUCCUCCACCUCUGCUGCUGUUGGCAGCAUCCUGAGUGAGGAGGGAGUGCCCAUCAACUCUGGGGGCUUCAGCCUCUCUGGUCUUGGUGGCCGCUACUGUGGCAGAAGGAGCCUGCCCUGCUAAAGCCAGGUUGGAUGUCUAGUGAGUGCAUGGAGCAGGAUGCCCAAAGCCAGGUGCCGGACUGAAGACAUUGCUGCUGGCCAGAGUUCCCAGGCAGGCUGAAAAUCCUUGUGUCCUUCUGCAAGGGAGGGAGACAAGCAAGGUGCCAGCCUGCGCUGUCUGGAAACAUAGCCAGCUGAAGUCUUCUCCUGCUUUGCUAUCUGAAACAUGAGUCCCUUUUGUCUCCUGCUGUCCUGUGCCAUGUGUUCCUCCUGAAUC